Molecule: messenger RNA, 1642 nt
Organism: Moneuplotes crassus
Lineage: Eukaryota; Ciliophora; Spirotrichea; Euplotida; Euplotidae
Source: the annotation of a GenBank genome assembly
AUGCCACGGUUUUUUCAAAAAGGACUGAAGAAAUAUGUCAGUAAGAAAAGAGACAAUACAACCUCUAUGCAGAAUUUAAGCCAAGAAGAACAGAUGUCAUCACUAUAUCAAAAUUUGACAAGACAGCAAUAUGAGCAAAUGGGAAUGAGCUCAUCAAAAAGGAUAACUGAAGAAGCAUUUCCAGAAGAUAAAAGUUGGAGUUCUGAUUCAGAAAGCGAAGAAAAGAAGAGAGAGGCCCAUCGAGAAAGUCAACCUUUACCAGAUGAUUUGCAAGAUAAAAGUAUGUCAGAGUCUAGCGAGCCUGAAGGAUCAUUACAACAACGAGAUAAUCAACAUGCCAUGUCCAAAUCAACUAAACUAUUCGAUUCAUCAAAAAUUAAUCCAGAAAAAGAGAAUAAUGCUCGCAAAACUGAGAAAUCAGUCUUUCCUGAAGAUGUCACUGAUGAGUCUUCUGAAGAGGAGGAGAGUGAUAUUCCUCCUAAAGAGGAGACAAAAGAUGACCCAAAGGAAGAGACGAAAGAAGAUAACAAAGCAAGGACUAGAGAAAGACAUAAGUCAAAUAGAGAAUCCGUAUUUCCAGAGGACAUAAGUGCUGAAGAGCUUUCUUCAGAUCCCUAUAAGCUCCAUUCCUCAGAGAGUUUGGGGCAAGACAAUGCUCUCAACCUCCAAAAUCUCGCUAGGGACCAACUUGCUUCCCAAAAAUCUGACUAUAGUCCUCUUAAGCACAGCGACAACAUCGAGAUGCGCCGUGGUAGGGGCGAUCAGGAUAACACCUACGAUCACCAAGAGCCAGAUGGCGAGUACAUCCGUGAUGGCGCGCCGAUGGCCACAAGCCAUAUCUCACAGAACUCCAAACGCACCUCCGAAAUCAGUGACAUUGUUCAUGGAGACAUCCUUGCCGACGAUGCUGAAGAGUUCGACUACGGCGUGGCUAAGCGAGAGUCUGAACUCAGAGAUGCAACUAGUCACCUUGCCGAAGUCAGCGUUGAUGAUCAAGAAGACGAGCAGCAAGAUGCCAGGUUCUGGAAUGGAGCCCCAAGCGACUGGGGAAGCGACCUUGACAAGGACAUUGAACAGAUGACAAUUUUCAGAGACGAAUUCGAUCAGAAGCUGAUCUCGGAUAGAGAAAAUACCAUAGAAGAGUAUCAGAAAAAUCUUGAUAAAAAUUUUGUUGAAUUGAAGAGGUUUAUCAAUACAAUUAUGGGCUCUUAUCCUCCAGGGUUCUUCACUUAUUGAUAUAUUAUCCCUGAGUUUAGAAGAGAGGAUAACUUUCCUACUCAAUACUUUGGAGAAGGUGAUAGAUACCCAAUGAGGAGAAGGAUUGCUAAGCAAAGGUUUAAAGAGCAACAGGAGAGUGAAAGUAAUCGAGAUUCGACAACAGAUACUGAGCCUCUUCAGCAAUACAGACAGCCUACUAAAUUUGAUCACAUUGUUAGGGUCAAUGGAAUGACAGCAGCAUAUAUUUACGCUGAUUUGAGAAUGUUCAAACCCAAACAGCACAAAAAAGUGAGACUAUGUGAAAGGAGAUUGAUUCAAAUAAGAAAGAAGAUGGAGAAGGAAAGAAUUCAAAGAGAAAGACAGCAAAGAUAAACCUAAGCGCAACUAAAAAGUUAAGGCUCUCAAUUUAAAAAUAAUUUUCAAU